AUUGCGCCCUACCGUCUUUCUAUAGCGGUCCAUACAAACAGCAAGUGCGGGAACCAGCUCGUGGGCCAGCUGGUCGCAUUCCGCAGCGACCGCCACGAUGAUUCCUUCGCCGCGCGGGUCCGCGGCCGGCGCCGACUACCACGACGCGACGCCGAUCUCCGAGUCGCCCCAUCCGCAUCCGCUCACGCUCGACGAGUCCUCUACCGGCGUGCGCCCGUCGCUCGCUUCAAUUGUGCUCAUGCAGUCGUCCAUGCCCCGGGCCACGAUUCCCACGUCCAUGGACGACGAUGGCGUCGGCGCGCCGGUCUCGCCCGUCACGCUCCUCUGGUACGUCGUCUCGUCGACCGCGAUCGGCGCUGUCGUCAUCUGCACGCUCGUCUUUGCCGGCAACAUUGGCAUGCACUUUCUCGCCGCCGUCCUUGUCGCGAUCCUCAACUACGAGAUGGCAUGGUACGCGCUCGGCGUGCGCCACAAGAUCCUGCGGCCCUUUCAGCUUUACUACGAGCCCGACGCGCUCGCAGCGUCGCGCGACAGCGACGUGCCGCCGGCGAACGCGCGAGUCUGGGGCCGCAUGCUGCACAUGCCCGCGCCGCUGCUGUCGGUGCUUGUCGCGCUCCUCGCCAGCGCACUCUGCGGCGGCCUCCUUGUGCUCAUCCAGAACGACGCCGGGCUCGGCCUCGACACUGGCACCUUCGGCAUCCUCGUCGCGUACAUUACGUCGACGUGCUUUGUCGCGGUGAUCGCCGCCAUGUUCACGCCAUCGGCCAUGGACGGCGCGAUCUUGCUCCUCAUGCAAGCAGCCUUCUCGGUGCUGACGCUCAACACGCUCCUCGACUUUCGCGCGGCUGUCAACGGCAAUAUUCGCUCCAUCAAGCUCAUCGACGCCGGGUUCGCCCUCAGCAUUGCAUUCGUGCCAAUCGUCAUUUUGCGCAUCGUGCGGUCGCGCGAGGUCGCGCGCACGGGCGUGACCUUGCUGCUGGACCUCUUUACGCUGCAGUAUGUCCCGUCGCUCCUCAACGUCGUCGUCAGCGUCGUGCAAGACUACCUCAAUCCAGACCAGCUCGACCCGCACGAGCCGCCCCACUACCGCCUCUACACCCUAAUCCUCUGCUUUCUCGUGCUCUGGGCCUCCGACUUGGCGACGCUCGUGACGCGCCACGUGUGCCCACAGCGCCCGCCGUGGGUCGCAGUCGCGGCCAGCGCCGUUGCUGCGGUGGCCACGGUCGCUCUCUAUAGCCUCGUCGUGGUCCCGGCAUCGAUCCCGAAUCUGCGCAAGCCGCGGCACUUUGCGCUCGCAGUUCUGAGCGCGUUUGUGUACCACAUUGGCAUUCAAUUUGUCGCUGUGCUGCGCUUUGUCGCGCUGCCUUCGAACGGCCCCGUGCUGCACUCGACUUGGCUUGUCCGUCUCCAGUACUUGCUCCUCUUUGGCUUUUGCGCUAUGCUGCUCGAGCGCGUCGAGUGGCCGGGCGACUACAGCUACACGUCUGAGGACGUGUCGAACCAGAUUCUGCGCAUGUGGCAGCGCAUCGACAACAGCACGUACCAGGCGUACCUCGAGCGCGAGAGCAAGCUCAAUUUUAUCUCGCGCAUCUCCAAGCUCGUCAAGGUCAUCCACCUCGUGCCCGACGACCGACAACUCAAAAACUGGAGCGCGCUCAAGCUCCAUCAACUCGUGACGUACUAUGGCGCCAAAGCGCUGAGCAAUGCGACGUCGACGUAGACGCAAGGUCCUAGAAUCAUCCGUGUGUGUCGUCCUCGCUUAUAUAUAUCGAAAUGCUUGAUCGUGGCGAUCACUGGGUGCAAA
Messenger RNA from Saprolegnia diclina VS20, 1804 nucleotides. RefSeq lists its product as hypothetical. The record is from RefSeq and is a predicted model, not a curated record. NCBI's taxonomy places the organism in Eukaryota, Oomycota, Saprolegniomycetes, Saprolegniales, Saprolegniaceae. The transcript has a single exon. The coding region runs from base 98 to 1720 and encodes 540 amino acids.